Molecule: messenger RNA, 3012 nt
Organism: Octodon degus (degu)
Lineage: Eukaryota; Metazoa; Chordata; Mammalia; Rodentia; Octodontidae
Gene: Ikzf2
Product: IKAROS family zinc finger 2
Exons: 10
Coding region: 458-2056 (532 amino acids)
Biological process (GO): regulation of transcription by RNA polymerase II
Molecular function (GO): RNA polymerase II cis-regulatory region sequence-specific DNA binding; DNA-binding transcription factor activity
Source: RefSeq, a predicted model, not a curated record
CCGCCCUCCGCCCGCGGGCGUCUGCGCGAGCCCGGCCGGCGGGGGAGAUGUGCUCGGGCUCCGCCGGAUCGGUUUCUCGGGGUUUGACCAGCUGUCCCGGGCUAACCCUGCUCCUCGCUGAAGAUGGAGGAAGUAAAAACAGGAUUACCCUUAGCUCCAGAUCCACUGCCUUAGUUUCCACCACCAACUGCAGUGCACAAACACACGUUAGGCACAGGAAAGAAAGAGAGAGGACACACUAACAGUAAACACAAACAAAAGGGUGAUGGGAUUAUUUUACUGCAUGCACUGCUGAGCUGUCAUGGAUUUGGACUUGUUUUGCUUUGUUUUAACUUCAAUCCCAAGAAGAAAGAUUGGAUAGCCUGGAAUAAAUUGCAGCUGUCCAGAUAGAAGCCCGACAUUGUCACCUCCUCUUUGAGGGUUUAGAAGAAGCUGAGAUCUCCCGACAGAGCUGGAAAUGCACUGCACUUUGACUAUGGAAACAGAGGCUAUUGAUGGCUAUAUAACGUGUGACAAUGAGCUUUCACCUGAAAGGGAGCACUCCACCAUGGCAAUCGACCUCACCUCAAGCACACCCAAUGGACAGCAUGCCUCACCAAGUCACAUGACAAGCACAAACUCAGUAAAGCUAGAAAUGCAAAGUGAUGAAGAGUGUGACAGGAAACCCCUGAGCCGCGAAGAUGAGAUCAGGGGCCAUGAUGAGGGUAGCAGCCUAGAAGAACCCCUAAUUGAGAGCAGCGAGGUGGCUGACACCAGGAAAGCCCAGGAGCUUCAAGGCGAGGGAGGAAUCCGGCUUCCGAAUGGUAAACUGAAAUGUGACGUCUGUGGCAUGGUUUGCAUUGGGCCCAAUGUGCUUAUGGUACAUAAAAGGAGUCACACUGGGGAACGCCCCUUCCACUGUAACCAGUGUGGAGCUUCUUUUACUCAAAAGGGUAACCUUCUGAGACACAUAAAGUUACACUCUGGAGAGAAGCCCUUCAAAUGUCCUUUCUGUAGCUACGCUUGUAGACGAAGGGACGCCCUCACAGGACACCUCAGGACCCACUCUGUGGGUAAACCUCACAAGUGCAACUACUGUGGACGAAGCUACAAGCAACGCAGUUCACUGGAGGAGCACAAGGAACGCUGCCACAACUAUCUCCAGAAUGUAGGCAUGGAGGCUGCCGGGCAGGUCAUGAGUCACCAUGUACCUCCUAUGGAAGAUUGUAAGGAACAAGAGCCUAUUAUGGACAACAAUAUUUCUCUGGUGCCUUUUGAGAGACCUGCUGUCAUAGAGAAGCUCACAGGGAAUAUGGGAAAACGUAAAAGCUCCACUCCACAAAAGUUUGUGGGGGAAAAGCUCAUGCGAUUCAGCUACCCAGAUAUUCACUUUGAUAUGAACUUAACAUAUGAGAAAGAGGCUGAGCUGAUGCAGUCUCACAUGAUGGACCAAGCCAUCAACAAUGCAAUCACCUACCUUGGAGCUGAGGCCCUUCACCCUCUGAUGCAGCACCCGCCAAGCACAAUCGCUGAGGUGGCCCCAGUUAUAAGCUCAGCUUAUUCUCAGGUCUAUCAUCCAAACAGGAUAGAAAGACCGAUCAGCAGGGAAACCUCUGAUAGUCAUGAAAACAAUGUGGAUGGCCCCAUCUCUCUCAUCAGACCAAAGAGUCGACCCCAGGAAAGAGAAGCCUCUCCCAGCAAUAGCUGCCUGGAUUCUACUGACUCCGAAAGCAGCCAUGAUGACCACCAGUCCUACCAAGGAAACCCUGCCUUAAAUCCCAAGAGGAAACAGAGCCCAGCUUACAUGAAGGAGGAUGUCAAGGCCUUGGACACCACCAAGGCUCCCAAGGGCUCUCUGAAAGACAUUUAUAAGGUCUUCAAUGGAGAAGGAGAACAGAUAAGGGCCUUCAAGUGCGAGCACUGCCGAGUCCUUUUCCUGGACCAUGUCAUGUACACCAUUCACAUGGGUUGCCAUGGCUACCGGGACCCACUGGAAUGCAACAUCUGUGGCUAUAGAAGCCAGGACCGUUACGAGUUCUCAUCACAUAUUGUUCGAGGGGAGCACACAUUCCACUAGGCCUUGUCAUUCCCAAGGGGACCCCUAUGGAGUAGAGAACUGCACAUGAGGAAGUGCUGCGCUUACAACCCCACCUUCCCUCAGAUGUUGGCAUACUUUUUUAAAAAAUAUUAUUACUGUCAAUUCUUAUUUUGUGGACACAGUGUCAUUUGCUCUACCUAAUUAUGAUAGAGAAGAAACAGAAGAAAGAAGGGAUGGGGCUACUGUUUCCUGAUAACUUGGCUUGUUUAUUUUGUGGUAAUUUAAAGCAGUUCAUUUCUUCCACGCAAAUACAAAGCAUGUCAUGCUUUGCAGAAAUCACUUGGUUCAUAAGAUUCACCUGAAAUAUCCUAAUUUGCCACUGAUGUUCAGGAUUAUGAUUGAAGGCAGGAAUUUAGUUUUCUGGGUAGGACUUUGGCGAAUUAAAAUGGCGUAAGUAAUUUUACUCUUCAGAGAAGAACUUGCUUCAAAAUGUAAACCAGUUUUUUGUUCUUAGAGAUCAUGGAACACAAAACACAUUAUUUUCAAUAACUCCUAGGAAGAGUUGAGUUGUUGUGGGUUCUAUGUUUACUUCCCCUAUGGAAUUUAUAAUUCAGUAUGUUUUACACUGUACCAUAUAGCAAAACUUUUAAACUACAGGAAGUUAAGGACCACUGUAAUACACCUGAGGUCCUUUGAUCUUAUUUUUCUAAACUCAAGCACUGUUUUCCAUAGUUUUGAUGACUGGCAUUUUAUAGAUACCCUGGCAGCCUUACUUUUAACACCUUUAACAAAUGGUAUUUUUAUGUAGUUUUCAGAAUAACAUAUGGUCUAAGAGUGGAUAAUACACAGUAAUUUCUAGAAGGGACUCCUACUUUUCAUAAAUUUGUUUGGGAAUUUUUUUAAGUUAUAAUAAGAUGGCAGCAUAGUAUACAUAGCUGUUUCUAAAAGUAUGCUUAUGGUUGUCACUUUAUCUGCAUUUAAUCAGUGUUAAACAG